AUGCCUCCUAAAAAAGUCCUCAUUAUCCUCAGUGACGCGCACUCCUUCCCCCUGAAACGGAAUACCGGACACGAUGCUGGCAAGGUUAUCGAUCAGCCUUCCGGAGUUUUCCUCCAAGAGCUCGCAAAGCCGUUACAUAAAAUACUCAGCGCAGGCCACGAGGUGACAUUCGCCUCACCAAAAGGCCAUGAACCUGCCCUGGACCCAACCAGCCAAUCACUUGUUGCGAAUGCCGGCAAUUUCUACGAACGCCAACGGGAAAAUAAUCUUAUCGAACGAAUGAAGCGCGAGAACGGAUUCAACAACCCGCGACCAUUCAGCACCAUCAGUAACGAUGAGUUGACCACUUUUGCGGCUGUCUUCAUCCCAGGUGGACAUGCACCGCUUCGAGAUCUUGGAGGAGAUGCGGAGCUCGGACGGAUUCUGCGUUAUUUCCACCAGGAGAACAAGCCUACAGCUGUGAUCUGCCAUGGACCUUAUGCCCUAUUGAGUACGAAGAAAGCGGGUGAUGGCUCCUUCGUUUAUAGUGGGUAUAAGAUUACGUCGUGGAGCGAUGCGGAAGAGAAUCUAAUGGAGACCUUGUGGGGUGGGGAGGUCGAGAAGGUUGAGUCAACGUUGAGAAAUGAAGGUGCGGUGAUGGUUGAGGGUGUAUAUGAAAAGACUGGUGGUACCACAUUGCAUCGGGAGCUGGUCUCUGCAGGAAAUCCUUUGGCGGCGAAUGCCCUUGGUGACCGGUUUGUCAGAAUGAUCAGUGUAUAA
Messenger RNA from Penicillium griseofulvum, 759 nucleotides. Its product is annotated as type 1 glutamine amidotransferase domain-containing protein. The record is from RefSeq and is a predicted model, not a curated record. The transcript has a single exon. Lineage: Eukaryota; Fungi; Ascomycota; Eurotiomycetes; Eurotiales; Aspergillaceae. Bases 1 to 759 code for a protein of 252 amino acids.